Magallana angulata is the source of this 941-nucleotide messenger RNA. RefSeq lists its product as uncharacterized. The transcript is spliced from 2 exons. Gene Ontology annotation, molecular function: protein binding. The record is from RefSeq and is a predicted model, not a curated record. Lineage: Eukaryota; Metazoa; Mollusca; Bivalvia; Ostreida; Ostreidae. Bases 91 to 918 code for a protein of 275 amino acids.
AACAUGAAAGACUAUGUAUUACUGUACAAUUUUCGCGCCGACCUAUAAUGGAACUGAUAAGAAUUUCCUAUCAAUCGUUGACCAUCAGGCAUGGAAGUUUUAUACGUAUUCAUUGUCACUUUAACAUUCUGUGGCAAUAAUUUUGUACAAGGCGAAAUUCCGAAUGACAUUAAACAGUUCGUUCUGAGUCUUAUACAUGAGCACAAUGGAGAAGUGACGGAGUUGAAGAAGGAGAUUCGGACCCUGAAACAAGAGGUUACCUCACUUCAGAGGUCUUAUCUAAAGGUCUUAUACGAACUCGAUGAUAUAAGGCGGAAGGAGAAGAAGGAAGAGUUGGUUCCUGUGGAAACCGAAAUAGACGACAGAAUUCAGAAGAUACUCGCCAAGGAUCCAUCCUUUCAGAACGUGACACAAUCCAAUGCUCCCCAAAACUCAGCUGGUGAAAAACAAUUAUCAAAGAGCGUGGAACGCGUGAGAAAAGGAAGACUAGUACCUCAUAACAUGAUCGGCAACUUCCCAACAGCCUUUUCUGCAUCCAUGUCGAGAGAUCUAUCCAAUCUCCAGCAUAAUCAAGUACUAGCAUUUGACAUUGCUUCUCUCAAUAUAGGAAAUGCUUUCGACAAAACUACUGGUGUCUUUAUCCCAAAUAUGAAAGGAGUGUAUGCAUUAUUUGCCACUAUAACUACGAGAACAGGGAAAAGUUUAGAGGCCCAGAUUGUACGAAACGGUGGCGGACUUUGUAAUAUCUUCGCUGGUGACAGUGCAUUCCCUUCUCCUGGCUCCAAUAUGGUCUUGGUUGCUUUAGACGUUGGUGAUCACGUCAUUGUGAGAAUACACAACACCUAUCACGAUUCAGGAGCUACCAUUGACGGAGCUUUCUCCACGUUUUCUGGAUUUUUGUUGUACGAAACAGACUGAAUGAUUAAAACACAUAUAAGGUU